GCACUCCGGAAGGAGAAAAAUGGGGUCAGCCGAGGCCCCUGCGAUGGCAACGUAGGACUGAUUUCCUUCGAGGCGGAGCUGAUCUGGAAACCUGUCCUUGGCCAUUGUCCUUUCUAAGGAACCUUGCAGAGCCCGCCCGCACAGAGCUGCCAGGGGACCCUCUUAGGAGCAGAGACAAUGGCGACCUUCAGGCAGCUGUCGCUGGGUAGGAAGGCUGCGCUGGCUGCCGGCACUGUCUUCGUGUCCAUGAUCGCAUCCCGCUCCUAUCUGGCCGGGAGCCUCGAGCUCGGGGCCUGGCGUUGGCUCUUCCGCCUGCAGCUCGCCCUGUUUGCCAACUCGCUCAUGCUCAUUGGCUCCGUCUACAUCUGGCAUAGCACAGUCAGCAACCUCAGCCACUCCGCCGCCGCAGAGUCCACCUGCUUUCAGCUUUGGAAGAUGGCCGUGGUGGCGUUUCUGGCGCUGGCCCAUUCCAGUUUCUUCACCAUGCUCUUUUUGGUGGCCGAGGAGCCCUACCUCUUCUCCUUGGCAGCCUACUCCUGCCUGGGGGCGUACAUCAUCAUGCUCUUCUUCCUCUGUACCCUCAGUGGCGUGGAGCUGGCCUAUCAGCUCUUGGCCUGGCGCCGCGGGAGGGUCGUGGGCAGCCUUGACCAGACAAGGAAGCUGGCGGUCAGGCCGGCCCUGGCGGUGGCCGUGACCGCUGUGCUCAGUGUGGCCGGCCUUCUGAAUGCUGCCCGGCCCCCGGCGGUGAAAACCGUGCAGGUGCCCAUCCACCAGCUGCCUCCCUCGAUGGACGGCUUCAAGAUCGCGCUCCUCUCCGACAUUCACUUGGGCCCCACCGUGGGCAGGACCAAGAUGGAGAUGUUCGUGAGGAUGGUGAACGUGCUGCAACCAGACAUCACCGUGAUCGUGGGUGACCUCUGUGACUCGGAGGCCUCUGUCCUCCGGACGGCGGUCGCCCCCUUAGACCAGCUGCACUCGCGCCUCGGCACCUACUUCGUCACGGGCAAUCAUGAGUACUACACGUCGGAUGUCAGCAACUGGUUCGCGCUCCUGGAGUCGCUGAACGUCAGGCCCCUUCACAACGAGAAUGUGAAGAUCUCCGCCACGGGGGCCCCACCCAGGGGCGGUGAGGGCGAUGACUGGAUCUGCCUGGCUGGGGUGGAUGACAUCGAGGCAGACAUCCUGCACUACUACGGCCAUGGCAUGGAUCUUGGCAAGGCCCUGGGGGGCUGCAGCCCGGAGCACACCACCAUCUUGCUGGCUCACCAGCCCCUGGCUGCCAAGAGAGCCCUGCAGGCUCGCCCAGAUAUUAACCUGAUUCUUUCUGGGCACACGCACGCCGGGCAAAUCUUCCCGUUGAACGUGGCAGCCUAUCUCCUGAACCCCUUCUUUGCUGGCCUCUACCAGGUGGCCCAGACUACAUUCGUGUAUGUCAGCCCAGGCACAGCCUACUACGGGAUCCCCAUGAGAUUGGGCAGCAGGGCGGAGAUUACGGAGCUCAUCCUGCAGCGGGCUCCUUGAACCUGGCCCUGCCCUGUGUGCCUCCUCAGUGCUCUUGCCCUUCACCGUUCAUCCCUCUUGAGAGCAGGUUGCCCGCUUUACCCUGUGCGGCCUCUCCUGCCCAGCCCUGCCCAUACCCGCUUGGUCACAAGCCUGGCUGGAACAGUAACUUGUGCCGGGCCAACUGUAGAUGGCCAGUGACUGAUUUCUAUGUAUCUGCGAGGCCACUGAGGUCACAUGUGUCAGAACAAGCGUCUCUUUUCCCGA
Molecule: messenger RNA, 1767 nt
Organism: Suricata suricatta (meerkat)
Lineage: Eukaryota; Metazoa; Chordata; Mammalia; Carnivora; Herpestidae
Gene: TMPPE
Product: transmembrane protein with metallophosphoesterase domain
Exons: 2
Coding region: 178-1521 (447 amino acids)
Molecular function (GO): hydrolase activity
Source: RefSeq, a predicted model, not a curated record